Molecule: messenger RNA, 1176 nt
Organism: Cylindrotheca closterium
Lineage: Eukaryota; Bacillariophyta; Bacillariophyceae; Bacillariales; Bacillariaceae
Source: the annotation of a GenBank genome assembly
AUGUCGUCAUCCAAACACCGUCGCUCAUUCCUCCUACUUCUGUUGGUUGUUCAAUUGGUUGCACAUGCAAAUGCUUUAGAGGCGGAAGAACGAGACUUUCCUGUCGAGCUGGAUGAAGAUACUGAAUACGGAGAAACUGAUGGUGAUCUUUUGGAACAAGAGUAUGCUGAUGAUCAAGACUUACAUGAUACCGGCCUCUAUGUCUCAAUACAUGAGGCAGAUGAAGAUGGAGAGGAGAGUAGUGCAGCAGAAGAAGAUUGGUUCAUAGCUGGUAACCAUCCGAGAUGCCGAGAUGAUCCCUUCAUUAAUUGUGAAGAAGUUGAGGAAUCUGGUGACUGUAGUCCAGAAAAGACGGGUAUUCUUCCAACAUCUAGACGUAACUUGUGCUCAGUGACGUGUGGCCUAUGUGAAGUAAGAGAAGAUGCAGUUUGGUUGGAAUACAACUGUUUCGAAUACGGCGAAGAUCUUCAUGUAUUCUUCCACAAUAGCAAACCAAGUGUCGAAGAUUACGUCGGAAUCUAUCCAGCAGCCUACGAUUUUUCAAAGCAUCCGGAGCUAUUGUUUGAGGCUCCAUUGUGGUUAACAACUUGUGGCAGCCUAGAUGAUGGUUGUAAAGCCGCAAAGGGUGGUCUACUUUUUGGUGAACUUGGUCCCAGCGAUGAAAUUGCGUGGAACUUCUUCCCUCUCAGUGCAGGGGAUUACAAGGCAGUGUUGGCAAGAGGGAACGAGACCAUAGAAGUCAUUUCAGAGUCAGAGACCUUCAGAGCAAAUCCGUUGGGUCGAUCCUGUAACAAUGACUGCGAGGAUCUCAUCCGCACGGACGUUCAGUGUUACAACAGUGGGAUUGAUACAAUCCAGAUAACUUUUGAAAAUUGCGAUCCGCACGAGGAAGAUCUCAUUGCAAUCUACAAGGACGACGAAACACCAGGGGACAUAGAACCCUUGCUCUGGUUAGGAACUUGCGGGACGCAAGAGUGUGUUGGGGAGGUUGCCUACGAUAUUCUGCUGUUCGGCCCUCGCUCACCCGAUGAAACCGCUCGGACCACAUGGCCUUUGCCAGAUGGAGAUUACAAGGCGUAUCUCCUACACUACACCCCUGGGGCCAAUCACGGUAUACCCGCUGCCGAAACUUCAUUCAUCGUCCGUAAGCAAUGUGAUGAGAGUUCAAGCUUAUAA